UCUUAGGUACAGCAUGUAUGUGAGCCUAUCUGAGCGUGUGCGCCUGUGUUUACAUGCCAUCUUUUCUCUGAAGCCCAAAUGCCCGCAUCUAGAGGACCUGCACCUUCCGGCGCUCCGUUCUAAAUGGUUCCUGAGUCUGUAGGGACUCCUCUUUUCCCUAUGAGUGUCUUCAAAGGCCUUAGAACCUUUCUCCAGCACUCAAAGGCAAUUUGGAUUUAACACCGAUUGUGGCAGCAUGGAAUAGCCUAACGUUUGGAUUCUCUGCAUGACGAUUGUGCAGGUAACCAGUAGGAUGGUGGCUGGGGAGGCAGGUGGGCCCAACUACCUGGUGGCCUGCUGGCAGCCCAUCCUCAUCCUGAUGCUGGGCACCGUGCUCUCCGGCUCCGCCACCGGCUGCCCGUCGCGCUGCGAGUGCAACGGCCAGGAGCGCUCGGUUGUCUGCCACCGCCGGAAGCUGAUCGCUCUCCCCGAGGGCAUCCCCAUCGAGACGCGACUGUUAGACCUCAGCAAAAACCGCCUGAAGACCAUCAAUCCCGAGGAGUUUAUCAGCUACCCGCACCUGGAGGAGCUGCAGCUGAAUGAGAACAUCAUCUCCGUCAUCGAGCCGGGAGCCUUCACCAAUCUCUACGGCUUGCGGACGUUGGGCCUGCGCAACAAUAAGCUUAAGCUCAUUCAGCUGGGGGUCUUUACGGGAUUAAGCAACCUGACCCACCUGGACAUCAGCGAGAACAAGAUUGUCAUCCUGCUGGACUACAUGUUCCAGGACCUGUACAACCUGAAGUCGCUGGAGGUGGGCGACAACGACCUGGUCUUCAUCUCCCACCGCGCCUUCCACGGCCUCAGUGGCCUGGAGCAGCUGACCAUCGAGAAGUGCAAUCUGACCACGCUGCCCAAAGAGGCCUUAAGCCAUGUCCACAACCUGCUGACGCUGAGGCUGCGCCACCUCAACAUCAACGCCAUCGGGGAUUACUCGUUCCGGAGACUCUAUCGGCUCCAGGUGCUGGAGAUCGUGCACUGGCCCCUCCUGGACACCAUGACCCCCAAGUCCCUCUACGGGCUCAACAUCACUACCUUGUCAAUCACCCACUGCAAUCUCACGGCUGUCCCUUACCAAGCUAUUCGCCACCUAGUGUACCUUCGCACCCUCAAUUUGUCUUUCAAUCCUAUUCAUACUAUCGAGGGGAACCUACUGCACCACUUGCUCAGGCUCCAGGCCUUUCACUUAGUAGGGGGCAGACUGGCUGCGAUCGAGCCUUACUCCUUCAGAGGGCUUAACUAUCUUAAAGUUCUCAAUGUGUCAAGCAAUACCCUCAGCACCUUAGAGGAGUCCGCCUUUCACUCGGUCGGCAACCUGGAGACUUUGGCGCUCCACGACAACCCGUUGGCCUGCGACUGCCGCCUGCUGUGGGUGUUCCGCCGCCGCUGGAGGCUCAACUUCAAUCGGCAGCAGCCCGCAUGCGCCUCGCCGGAGUUUGUGCAAGGCAAGGAGUUCAAGGACUUCCCCGACGUGCUGCCGGCCACCUACUUCACCUGCCUCAAGUCGAAGAUCCGUGAGCGCAAGGCCCAGCACAAGUUCGUGGACGAGGGCACCACGGUUAAUUUCGCAUGCCAGGCUGACGGCGAUCCCGCCCCGGUGAUCAUAUGGCAGACGCCGCGGAAGCAGUUCAUCACCGUCAAAACGAUUGGUCGACUCAGCGUCUCUACAGACGGCACCCUGGAGGUGCGCUAUGCCCAAAUCCAAGACAAUGGCACGUACACAUGCAUCGCCAGCAACGCGGGGGGAAACGACACCCGCCUCGCCCAUUUGCAUGUGCAGAGCUAUUCCCCCAACUGGCCCCAUCAGCCAAAUAAAACAUUUGCCUUCAUCUCCAAUCAGCCCAGCGAAAGUGGCGCCAAUGCCACCCGAGGAAUAGUGCCCUUCCCGUUCGACAUGAAAACUCUGAUCAUCGCCACCACCAUGGGAUUUAUCUCAUUCCUCGGCGUCGUGCUUUUUUGUCUCGUCCUCCUCUUCCUCUGGAGCAGAGGGAAAGGCAACGCCAAGCCAAACAUCGAGAUUGAGUAUGUACCUAGGAAGACAGAUGCGGGCGAUAGCAGCCCAACCGAGGGGCCCCGUAAAAUCAAUAUGAAAAUGAUGUAAGAACAAAGUGAUAGGUGAAUCAGUCUAUUUGAAAGCCAUUGGGCUGGUUAUGUGUCGAACCUAUUAGAGAUAUAAAUAUCUUGGGGGGAAAAAUAAGCCAACCUCUCAGUGUUUACCAUCAACAGGUUCCUAAAAGUGCACACCUGGAUGGAAUUACUGGAACUCGAGUCUGUGUGGAUUUGUAUGGGCAAUAGAUUGUUUCAAACUGAAUACAAUUCACUUUCCUUUCUGUGUGAGCCAGAAUUCAAAAGGCAGAUUGUUAUUGGGGUCUGUUCUUUUGUCUGUGUUUUCUUGUACAUUGUUAUUUCUAUGUACAUAGGGCAAUGCACUUGUUGUAUGCUAAUGUUAAAAAGAUGUUCAUGGGUUGGUGAGCCUAUUAGCGUGCAUGUAUUGUAUAAGCACAGGUCAAAUACAUGCCAACACAAAAGAUGCACCACCAUAAGAUCUCCAUUGUGAUUUUGGUGACAAUUUACAUUACAUGGCCCUUAUUACAUUGUUACAGUGCCAGUCAGUGCAAUGCAACAUACUAGUUAUCAAUGUGAAACAGCACAUGAACCUUUGUAGUUACCUAUCAGAACCCAACAUCCCAAAACUGUAACUGUAUAAUGUAUUAGUGGCCUGUCACUUAUAACUGAUCAUUACUUAAUAUAUUACACUGUAACAAGGGCUAUAUAAUGUAAACUGUGACCAUGAGACAACUACAUUACAAAUAUUUGAUAUAUAAAAAAUAUGCUUGACAAUCAUAUUAUAAAGGUCAAGUGUUAAAUGCUUAAAAAAAAAGUUCCAUGCCAAGUUAUUACUGACUUAUUGACAUCCGCUUAAACAUUUUUGGCCAUAUGUAGCUUUAUGUUUCUUAAGGCUACAAAGCAGAGGUACAUACUUGUGGUAAACAGAGGGACACUUGGUAGCCAUAAUGUGAAGUGCACAUGUGGUGAUACAAAAGCAUUCAAGUCUCUAUUUACGAGUUGGGAAACUCUGCCUUUUCUUUCUCCCUUGUUUUCAGCAUAACUAACAAACAUUGUAAAACAGGGUUUUGUAUUUGUUGAGAACUGUCUUGUGCUGUUCUUGGUUUCACAAGCCAUGGAUAACUCUGGGGGAAGAGUGUUUAUCAAACCUUGAAAUGCCAUCCUCACUGAUUUUGGGAUAUAAAAAAUGUACAACAUUAAAAUGGUAAGCUUUUAUAAAAAAAAAAAAUAUUUUCUCCUCAACCCUGCAUACAAAAGUGUAAAUGAAUAAAUGUAACUCACCGUAGCUUAAAGCAGUAACCCACUGAAUACUGACAGAACUCUGUGAAUAUAAUAGUUUUUUUGUCAUUAGCAUAAUGUCUUAAUUAAUCAUUUGGUUUCGCCAUUCGCUAUUUCGCAAAGCAAAGCCAUCAAGUUCUUGAUUUUUUACUAAUAUUUUUUCAGUUUUUGUAGCAACCUGCUGUGAUUUAUAUUGGUUGACAAGUGUGAUGUAUGUCUGCCGGUUCAGGACUUUAGUUAUUGACUCCCUAUUGUUUACUGAGAGCCCUGAGUGUGAAAUUCUUUUUAUCUCUCAUGGCUUUAACAAACAGAUGUUGGCGACAUUCCCAGACAAGCACACGACAGGGCUGAUGAGGAAACGCUCAAAUAUAAAUAGCAAAUUGUGACAGAUAGACUGCAAAAUCAGCCUUUUAUUACCUUUAAGAAUCCCUGCGUAGUGACUUUUGGGCCUGGAUAGGAAUAGAAAUAACAAACCUAUUUUAAACAUUUUAAGGGAUAUCAAAUCUUGUGUAACACUCCGUCUCUCCACCUUGUUUCCUGAGGAUGACUCACAAAGCUGUGCUGCCUAAGCCACGUGUGCUUUUUAAAAUCAAGAUCAAGAGACGGCCGGCGCAGAAUGGGACAGAGACAGAGACAGAGACGAGCACCUAGAUGCAGGGUAUUGACUAACUGGGGUGAUGAGGCACCAAACAUGAGUGAAUAAAACAUGCCAUGCUGAUAUUUGACAACAAGUCUGACCUACAAAUUGAGACAGUGGAUCUUUUUCUUAUGCGCUAAAGGGGACUGCUCCUCCAAAGUGACCUUCAUGCUGUUGUCUCACUUAAAAAAGAGAAAAAACACAAUUUUCCCAUCCUGUGUCGGGUCCCACU
Messenger RNA from Alosa sapidissima (American shad), 4250 nucleotides. It is a transcript of the gene lingo1b, whose product is annotated as leucine rich repeat and Ig domain containing 1b. The record is from RefSeq and is a predicted model, not a curated record. Gene Ontology annotation, cellular component: plasma membrane. Gene Ontology annotation, molecular function: protein binding. Bases 266 to 2137 code for a protein of 623 amino acids. The transcript has 2 exons. NCBI's taxonomy places the organism in Eukaryota, Metazoa, Chordata, Actinopteri, Clupeiformes, Clupeidae.